CUAAUUUAUAAAUUCUUUUGUGUUGUGCUUGAUUAUGGAUGUAUAUAGCUUUUAUAAGCAACAGCUAGGCACUCUUAACUCAAACCAGAAGCAUUUGAUAACUAAUCUGACUUUGCUAGCACAGCAGUACGGCUCAGCAGCUAAUCAGGUUGCAGACGCGAUUCACGACCAUAUAACGUGUUUGAAGCCACAUUACAGGCUUCCUGUCCUUUACUUGAUUGAUAGCAUAUCGAAAAACCUCUCACAGCUCAACUACGCCCAGCAUUUCGCCCCAUUUAUCGCGAAAGACUGGCUCAACACUUACGCCCUAGUUGAUGGCGCGACCCGAUCGAAAUUGGAGGAGCUCGUAAUUACCUGGCGCAAUGGUGGUCCAUAUGGUAGUAACUUAUUUGGCAGGCAGGCGCAACUUGAUUGCGAGCAGAGAUUGUACGGACAAGGUGGCUGGAAGGCUUCCAUACCCCUUUCUUAUGGUCCCUCAAGAACGCUCGUAAUUACAGAGUUGCAGGCUGCACUAGAAAAAAGGAAAGUGCAUGUUCAGUAUUACCCAUACGACGAGAAAGCAAAGUCGCAUAUACACGCUUUGUCAACUCUUGAAAAGAUCCUGCUCACUACAAAUGUACCACCUGAUCAAUUGAACCAAAUUUAUGAGAGAGUCAAAUCUAUGUCGAAUGAUGCACCAGCGGGAGCAACACCGGUGGUCGCGUCAACGCCUUCAGUUCCACCUCCAUUGCCGACACCUGCAAUUAUAUCUACACCUGCUCCAGCUGUUCAGCCAGCCGCACCUAUACCCGUUGUCGCAGCUCAAUUGAAUCCCUUAUUGCAAUCAAAUACACCACCACCACCACCACCACAGCCACAGCCACAACAACCUCAAGUUGGCUCAAAUGUAUCUGGAUUAUUGCAAUCAUUGCAAGCAUCCGGUUUAUUGAAAACAGUCAAUGCCGGAAAUAGUGCUAGUACAGUAACAUCAAAGUCAAAAUCACCACAGCCAGAACAAAUAAUGGCAAUAGAUAGUCAGGAGGAUGAAGAAAAAGAAAAGGCUUAUGAUCAAGCUGUGCUAGCACUUGAUAUUGUACUUGAUAAUAAUGAUAUACUUUGUCCUAGACCGAAUCUAGACAAGUUGUUUUAUGACAGGUUGACAGUUCAAUGUCCACAAUGUUCGCGGCGGUUUGCAGAUACCAGUACAGGGAAGAAGCAGUUAGCUGAGCAUAUAGAUACACAUUUCAGGAUAAAUAGACGCAACAAAGAGGGUAGCAGAGGUGUAACGCGCUCCUGGCUGAUUGUUUUGAAAGACUGGAUGAACGAUGUAGCUGACGAUUCCGUGGCAUCUCAACGCGGUCCAAUUCAAUCACACGAGGAUAACGAGCAAACCCAACAAGCAGAGUACAAGAAGCAGCUUGAAUCAAUGACAGUACCUGUUCCUGCUGAUGCUGAAGAUGCCGCCAAAGUCUGUCCAAUCUGCAAGGAAAAAUUCAAAGGCGAGUUCAGCGAAGAAGACGAAGAAUGGGUAUGGAAGAAUGCCCUAGAAGAUGGGGAAACAAUAUAUCACGCGACCUGCCACAAUGACUCGUUCGCGAAUAACAGUGUACUUGGAAAGCGUGAAAGAGAAGAUGAAGUACCCCUGGAUAACAAAAAGAUCGCUAUAGAUCAAACAUCAUGAUAGUGCCUUUUAAUUUAUAUAAACAUUUUUG
Molecule: messenger RNA, 1691 nt
Organism: Wallemia mellicola CBS 633.66
Lineage: Eukaryota; Fungi; Basidiomycota; Wallemiomycetes; Wallemiales; Wallemiaceae
Exons: 3
Coding region: 35-1660 (541 amino acids)
Biological process (GO): termination of RNA polymerase II transcription
Cellular component (GO): cytoplasm; mRNA cleavage factor complex
Molecular function (GO): RNA polymerase II complex binding; mRNA binding
Source: RefSeq, a predicted model, not a curated record